Messenger RNA from Aphanomyces astaci, 1187 nucleotides. RefSeq lists its product as hypothetical. The transcript has a single exon. The record is from RefSeq and is a predicted model, not a curated record. Bases 282 to 767 code for a protein of 161 amino acids. Lineage: Eukaryota; Oomycota; Saprolegniomycetes; Saprolegniales; Verrucalvaceae.
GCACACCACGUGCGCAAAAAGCAUACAAUAAGAUAUAUAUACAUGUCUGUCAAGUGGAGAGUAGCAGCUACAUGAUACAGCACGCGUCAGCUAGCUUGGCUCGUUUGGGUUCAGACCACGUGUCCACUGAAUCCAGCGCGACCACUUGAACCCCUCCCGACUGGCAAGUUACCACCGCGACGUCCCUCCUCUUAUCGGCCACGCCACUCGCGACUCCGUGAGAAAUGCCGUCGAAGGCGUUGGUUUGACCCGCCAACGUCAGGGAUAUCUGGUCGUCGUGAAUGUCGUACACAGCAAGCCCCCCGACUUGGCACGCGCACAAGAGCCGAUGGGGCGCAACAUGCACGUCAAAGACGGAUCCGUACGCGGCUCUGGCGACGCCGACCGCUUUGAACCUGUCGAGGUCGAUCACGGCGACCCCUUUCGAGCCACACGCGACGUACGCCGCCGUGCUGGAGAGGGCAAUGGCAUGCGCGUCGCCGUGGAAGAGGCGCUUGGCCGUGAGAAUCGUGGGGCGGCGCGGGUCGGUGAAGUCGACGACCACAAGCAUGCCCGAAUCACACGCGACGUACGCAUAUCGGUCGUGGAGGAUCUGCACAGCCUUGGCGCGGAAGGACGUGCCGCCAACGAUGAGGGGAAGUGUGGAGGUCCAUGUGUGGGUACGGGUGUCGAAGAAGCACAGGCCCAUGAGGUUGCAUGCCACGACGGCCACCGUUGCAGUCAGCGCUACCCCGACCGCGGGGACGGCGAACUGCCCGGCCACAUGAAAUGCAGGAGCGGUGUGGAGGAUGUUUAGCCCGCCGUUGUGACACGCGACAUACACAGACUUGCCGUUCGAAGUAGCGGCAACGGAUCUUGCGGUGCCGGACACGUGAACGCGGCCGAGACUGCGCUUGUCCUGGAGAUGGAUCCAACUCACGUGAGUGAGGCAUGCCACGAACGCGCUGGUGCCACCACAGACAACGUCGACCCCAUAUGCCAAGCCUCCAACGGGUAUGGUGGAUGUCGUGGGUGGAAUGGGAGACGAUGGCAGGCACCUACUGUGGUGAUACACGUUGCUACGACGACGAUGGUGGUGACGGUGGAGGCGAGGAAGCGGGUUUGGCAAGGUCUCGUUCGAGAGCAGCGGCAUCAUGGCCGAUGUCAUGGAUAAUGAUCGCAGAAUGAUGGGUGUUCGUGGUGGCGAA